CCCGGCGCAGGUUCCGGAAGAGCUCGGUUCCCCGAGCCGAGUGUGCAGUGCAGCCACGGGCUGCUGUGGCCGCUGGGGCGAAGUGCUUUGUUCCUGGCUCGUUGUUGCCCCUGCGCGCGCAGAGAGGCCGAAGUCCUGGUGGCGCGCGCGCGCCGGGGACCCGCGAGGGUUGAGCACGGGGUGCGAUCGCUGCAGCCGCAGCUCGGGAGCUCGUGCGCCCUGCGCAGCCCGGGGCGGUCCCAGGCAGCUGAGGCGCCCGUGGGAUCCCUACAAGGCGGUCUCAGCAGCGCCUGCCAAGGCGGUGCGAUGCUGGGCCCGCCCGGGAGCCCGGGAAGGGAAAGCGGAAGCCGCGCGCCUGGUCGCUGACCGCGAGGACUUGGCGCCUCGCCCCGGCUGCCCGCAGCACCCGCGCCUGCCCUCGGCUGCCAGUCCCGCGCCGUGACCAUGGCCAUCGCCCACCUGGCCACGGAGUAUGUGUUCUCGGACUUCUUGCUGAAGGAGCCCACCGAGCCCAAAUUCAAGGGGCUGCGGCUGGAGCUAGCGGUGGACAAGAUGGUCACUUGCAUCGCCGUGGGUCUGCCUCUGCUGCUCAUCUCGCUGGCCUUCGCUCAGGAGAUCUCCAUCGGUACCCAGAUAAGCUGCUUCUCCCCAAGUUCUUUCUCCUGGCGACAGGCUGCCUUCGUGGAUUCAUACUGCUGGGCGGCUGUACAGCAGAAGAGCUCCCUGCAGAGCGAGUCCGGAAACCUCCCACUGUGGCUGCACAAGUUCUUCCCGUACAUCCUGCUGCUCUUCGCCAUACUCCUGUACCUGCCCACGCUGUUCUGGCGCUUCGCAGCGGCUCCCCAUCUCUGCUCAGACCUGAAGUUUAUCAUGGAGGAACUUGACAAAGUCUACAACCGUGCCAUCAAGGCUGCCAAGAGCGCCCGGGACUUGGACCUAAGAGAUGGACCUGGACCGCCAGGAGCGAAUGAGAACGUGGGACAAAGUCUGUGGGAGAUAUCCGAAAGCCACUUCAAGUACCCAAUCGUGGAGCAGUACCUGAAGACGAAGAAGAACUCGAAUCAUCUAAUCGCGAAAUACAUUAGCUGCCGGCUGGUGACGUUUGUCGUCAUUCUGCUGGCAUGUGUCUACUUGAGUUAUUACUUCAGCCUCUCCUCGCUCUCCGACGAGUUCCUGUGCAGCAUCAAAUCGGGCGUCCUGAGAAAUGACAGCACCAUUCCCGACCGCUUCCAGUGCAAGCUCAUCGCUGUCGGCAUCUUCCAGCUGCUCAGCUUCAUUAACCUCAUAGUGUAUGCUCUGCUGGCCCCUGUGGUCAUCUACACGCUGUUCGUCCCCUUCCGCCAGAAGACAGAUGUUCUCAAAGUAUAUGAAAUCCUGCCGACCUUUGAUGUUCUACAUUUCAAAUCUGAAGGCUACAAUGACUUGAGCCUCUACAACCUUUUUCUGGAAGAGAACAUAAGUGAGCUCAAAUCAUACAAGUGUCUUAAGGUGCUGGAGAACAUUAAAAGCAACGGGCAGGGCAUCGACCCCAUGCUGCUCCUGACCAACCUAGGCAUGAUCAAGAUGGACGUCAUUGAUGGAAAAACUCCCGUGUCCUCAGAGAUCAAGGGAGAGGACCAGAGGAGCCGGACGGGGGAGUUCAAAGAUUUGGACCUGAGCAGUGAUACUACAGCAAAUAAUGGAGAGAAGAACUCUCGACAGAGACUUCUGAAUUCAUCUUGCUAAUGGUUUCGUUCUGGAAUUUCAAGUCCGUGACUUCUGUGGCUGUUGGGUCUGUGGCUAGUUUGCAGUAAAUGUUUUUGGUAGUGAUAUAGUGUGUGUCUUACCAGUCCCUAGUAGACAUAAUGGCCAGUAGUGUCAUAGAAGAAUGGGUUAGGAAUGUCCCACAGACAAAAUAUGGAAGUGAGUAAGUGGGCUUUGUUCAAAGCCCUCACUGAAGGGCUAUUAAGAGCACAGAGCCUUCUAGAGAAACACCAUUUUGGACCGAUGGUGUUGGGAGACCUGGAGCUUCCAGAGAGCAAGCACUUUGAGGGAUGUCUUAUUUUAUGAGAUAAUAAUAAACAUGCCAGGAUAUAAUUUAAUAAUGCCCUCUGUGUGCCCUUACUAAGGCUGUUGAACAAGAAAAGCAUUCACUGGCCUACCAGCAAGGUUGGCCUGUGCAUGGAAGCAUCCUAAAUUGGGUGUGACCUGGUGUCUCGGCUCUUGUACUUGCGAACUCUCCUGUCACUUGCCAGCCUCAGCUGAUUGUUGUCCUCCAACCACUGCUCACUGCCCCGUGCCCUCUGCAAGGACAGCAGGCCGAGGCAGUACCGACUGAACGUAGCCAAGGAGGCAGAGUUGUACUGUGUCAGCUCACGCCGUGGUGACUCUUGGAAGGAAGGCUUCAGAAAUAGCCUAGUGGGAAAUCUGAAUUUAGAGGUCAUUGAUAGAUGUCAUCAAGACAUCUGAGACAGGAGAACAGCAUUGUACUGAAGCACGUUGACAGAACACAGAGGGGGGGCACUUUGCCCAAUGGGAGCCGAACACGGAGCUGACACAAGAGUGACCUUUGCCAUGCGUUUGGAGACAGAUUGUUUAUAUUUAAGCACAACUUUCUAAAGUUUAUAAACAUUCUAGCAUUGAUAAGAACUACAGAAUAGAUUGUACACAUGAAUAGUUAGGAAGGAUAUAAGCACUGCUUUGUAAACAGUUUGAUUUUUUGUGACAUGUUCUCACUUUGUAGCUCAUGAUCUGCCCUUGGAAUUACAUCAAGCCUCCUUAGUGUAGGGAUCACAGGUGUGAGUCAUGAGGCCUGGCUUUAUAAACAUGCGUGCUGACUUAGAAAUCGUUAAAGCCUGUUCACAUUCUGACCAUGUGAAGAUGUUGUCCAUUCACACUUUAUAUAAAAGCUCUUUAGUCUGCAGACCUGCCCAUUUUUUUUCUUUUUUUUUUUUUUUUAAGAUUUAUUUAUUUAUUAUGUAUACGGAAGAGGGUGCCAGAUCUCAUUACAGAUGGCUGUGAGCCACCAUGUGGGUGCUGGGAAUUGAACUCAGGACCUCUGGAAGAGCAGUCAGUGCUCUUAACCUCUGAGCCAUCUCUUCAGCCCGUGACCUGCCCAUUUUUAACACGUUGUUUACAUGAAAGUCCUCAGGAACCACCCAGUUUACUUUUGGCCAAUCUGAGGGACAGUUGUUUACCUACUCUAACUCUUUAUGGUGAAGCGCGAAGUCACGUAGCUGGCUGGCUGCCUUUGGGAAUGUGCAGAGAAGCAGAUUUUGCUUGUACUUCCGUGGCAGUUUCUGAGUUGGAAAGCUCAUAUAAUAUGAAGAGUGUACUGGGUGCUGUGAAUGGCACUGUUCCAGGAUACGUCUUUCUGUUGAGUUAGAGUAUGACUGUGACAUGGUAACUAAGGAAAUGAUUUCAUACAUUUUUAUAUUGUUGUGUUGGAGACAUUUCAUUACAGUUCUCUACAGUAUGUCUGUGUGGGUUUUGUUCUUUUUUUUUUUUUGAAAUGACCUUUAAAAUAUUUUUCUAGGAUAUGGAUUUUUUUUUUCCAAAAAGCAUCAUCUUUCUUGUAGCAUAACUUGUACUUUGAGGCAGUAAAAAUUAUAUUUUAUUUUAGAAGGUCAGGAACUCUCUGAGCUUAGCCAUAUGCAGUCCUCUGGUUAGAAUGUGUGCUUGGGGUCCUCAGCCUGUUUCAGUUCACCCUCCCAUGCUCACUCUGAGCUGCGGUAGGACCCACGGCAUCCUAGGCUUCACACUUGUUACUGGCUGGGACAGAUGAAUAGGCAGGUCCUGUAUUGAGGGCAUUAGAGCCUAGCAACACGCAGCAAAGACAUGGGCAGGUACUAAGAGACGAUAGAAGUCCCACAGUAAAGACCCUUCCAGAAAGUAGAAAAUCCUCUGUGUUGUCGGGAGGAGCCGUAUUGUCUGGUCCCCCUGCCCAUUCCCUGCCCUAAGUUGCAUAGCUGGUGAUUUAUGGUGUCUGGUGUUUUCCUGGAGGUAGAUGACCAACUUCAGCUGUAAAUCCUCUCUGGGCUGAAGUUCAGAUAGAGCAGCACCUGUGAUUUUGAGCAGUUGAGCUGCAGCUGGCCUCUCUACUUCUCUUCCAGGAUGUAGGGAGAAGCCCGUGGGGUACGCGUAUAGCUCCAAGGGGCUGCUAGACUGAUGCCCAGGAGUGCACUUUGCCCUGGAGUUAACCCUCCCUCUGCCGGCUUCCUGGCUUUGAGCGCUUCUCUAGAGAUGAGGAGGAUGCUUUUGUAAGCACCUGUCCUUUUAUUACAGACAUACCAGGUCUUCAGGGACCACUGUGAGGCCACUGACCUUGUUUCCAGUCUUAGUGAACCACUGAGGUUCCAAACCAGAUCCACACAGUUGUGUGGUAGCAGAAGCAGCACAGAUCAUUCUGGAAGCAGUGUUCUGGCACAUUUGCCAUUUUACCAAGGGGCACAUAGAGCUCUCGAGAGGCCCCCCAGCUCUGGGUGGGGGCUAUUUUUAAAGUUACAGCAGAAACAUAGCUUGUACUUGCUGACUAGCAAGCCGCUCACUGAGUAGGGUGUGCCUUGCCCUUGAGAAAGCUGCUGCCUUCAGCCUGAGACUUGGCUGUAUGGUCACUUAAUUGAGUCGUAUUUUCGAAAUUCUGAGAGAACGCCUUGUUAUUCACCUUCAUUUUCUAGACUCAGACACAAAGUCAGAGUGAGGUGGGCAGCCUCCGGCCUGGAGUGACCGGGCAACCAGCAUUGAUACUGUUUUCUCUGGAGUCA
Molecule: messenger RNA, 4742 nt
Organism: Peromyscus maniculatus bairdii (prairie deer mouse)
Lineage: Eukaryota; Metazoa; Chordata; Mammalia; Rodentia; Cricetidae
Gene: Panx1
Product: pannexin 1
Biological process (GO): cell-cell signaling; positive regulation of interleukin-1 production; monoatomic cation transport
Cellular component (GO): plasma membrane
Molecular function (GO): wide pore channel activity
Source: RefSeq, a predicted model, not a curated record